GACAUAUGACAGUUGACAGACAAUCCGAGAUUGAGGUUAGAAGUUGGAACAAAUUUUAUUUUGAAAAUUGUAUCUGAAAAUAAUUUUUAGUUCUAUAAUGGUGAGUAAAAUUAUCGAAAAUGAGCGAAUCUUACCUUAUAUUGCAAGUCACUAUUCCAUCUUCUCAAAUUCACAUAGUAGAUAGUAUAUUAUUAUAUUGUUUAUCCAAAUGUUAUGAACAAGUUAUGAUUUAAAAAAAGUAUUUUUCAAGCAAAGCAAAGGCCACUGAAGGCACUUGAAUCUCUAAUAAUUAGAGUUGUUUCGUUUCAACUGGAUGUUUACUUACCAUAGCAACUCCCUUCCAAAGUGUAGUGUUUUAUUGAUUUGAAAAGGUAGUGAUAAAAUUUUUCAGGUAUUAACCAAAACCAUAUGGAGGUUCUUUCACUCAUCUGGUACAAAUUUGGCAGUUGAGAAAUCUCUUUUGGCCACACUUCGAAAAAAGACUGGUUACACAUUCAGCAACUGUAAGAAAGCUUUGGAAAUGCAUAAUAAUGAUUUGAAUCAUGCUGAAACAUGGUUGAAACAGCAGGCUCAGGCUUUAGGGUGGUCUAAGGCUACAAAAUUAGAAGGUAGACAAACUAUGCAGGGUCUAGUAGGAGUAGCAGUUAGAGAUGAUGAAGGUGUCUUGGUUGAAGUGAACUGUGAAACAGAUUUUGUGGCCAGAAACAAGGAAUUCCAAAAGAUUGUUGAAGAUGCUGCAAUGUCUUGUUUGAAUUUCAUCAAGAGUCAACGGAAAUCACAGGACACCAUCACCAAGAUCUGUCUAGAUGCAGAACAGCUCAAGAGUUUGAAGACCCUCGAUGGAAAAUCGUUGGCUGACCAGCUUGCCAUGAUGAUUGGUAUAGUAGGAGAAAAUGCAACUCUUAAGAGAGCAUUGUGUCUGAAAGCUGGGAAUGGCGUUCAACUUUCAGGAUAUGCUCAUCCAUCUGGUAAUUCAAAUAACAACAUUCUAAUGGGCAGAUUAGGUGGUUUAUUAGCAUACAGAGUAAUAGAACCCACAGAAAAUGCAACUGAAGUUAGCAAAGGCCUCUGUCAACAUAUUGUUGGAAUGGAUCCGAAAAAAAUAGGAUCGUCCACUGAUGAACCGUCCAAAAACAAAGAUGAUGAAAAAUGUCUGAUUCAUCAAGAUUACCUGUUAGAUGAGAGUGUUACAGUGAAAGAUCUCCUCAGUGAGAGCAAACUGGAAAUUGUAGACUUCAAGAGAUUUGAAUGUGGUGAAAGUUCACAUGCUGUUGGAGAUCAACCACUUGAGUAUGUAGAAACAUGUCAGUGAAUUACUUAGACUCAGGUAUUUAUCAUGUUAUGUCAUUAUAUUGUUUUCAUUAUUGUAAAUAAAGGUUUUCAGUUAACUCUGAAUCAUGAAAAAAGAUUAAUUUUUACCUAAGUUA
This is a messenger RNA of Phaedon cochleariae (mustard beetle), 1427 nucleotides long. NCBI's taxonomy places the organism in Eukaryota, Metazoa, Arthropoda, Insecta, Coleoptera, Chrysomelidae. The record is from the annotation of a GenBank genome assembly.